AUGUCAAACGACAGAACCAUUCCCCAGGAUCUCAUCACAUACAAUAUACUCUCUCGACUACCCGUCAAAUCUCUUUACCGCUUCAAGUGCGUUUCUCCCUUGUGGAAAUCCCUUAUCUCCGACCCCCAUUUCGUCAAAACCCACCUCAAUCAAACCAAGACCAAAAACUCUAAUUAUCCUGAACAAAAAAUUGUUAUCCUUUCGCGCUUUGGCAAUCUCAACUCGGUGGAUUACAACGACGUAAAUCCGACCUCCACAAAACUUGAGUUUCCUUCAGUGGAACAACACGACACCGAGAAGUGGGUCAAGGUUUUGAGUUCUUGCGAUGGUUUGCUUCUAGUUUCCCGUAGUGACAAAUCCAUAUUCUUGUUGAAUCCAUCCACUAGAGAAUGUAAGAAACUGCUUGUAUGUCCAUUUGUCCAAAAUUCGAAUUCGUAUGGUGUGCCGAAUGUGUAUGGACUGGGUUACGACUCAUCGACAGAUGAUUACAAGGUAGUUCUGACGCUCUCAUCCUUUUAUGAAAAUGGGUGUAGCAUUACGACCUUGGCUGUCUAUUCACUAAAAACGAAUGCUUGGAGGAGAAGAGAAGAUUUCCAUCGGUAUAUUGUGGGAAACUCUGGUGGGGUUUUCUUGAAUGGAUGCCUCCAUUACCUUAGUUGGAAUGGGAAUGGUUCCAAUUUUAUUAUUACUGCUUUCGAUUUAUCGGGUGAGAUUUUCAAGGAAGUGCCGAUGCCUACUCCGUUAGGUAGAUGCGAGAGUGGGGAUUAUGACUAUUAUGACGUGGUGGUUCUUGGAGGUUCUCUUUGUUUGGUUAGCGAGCGGGGAAAUAAGGUUUGCAUGAUGAAGGAGUACGGGGUAAGAGAGUCUUGGACCAAAUUCACUAUGUGUUCUGGAUUGUCCGUAUUUGAUGUGGUGGGUAUGUUAGCGAAAGACGAAUUCUUGUUGUUUGAUACCUAUGGAGAGAAGCACUUGGUUGUGUACAAUCCACAAAAAUUCACAGAGAGGGACAUAGUGAUUUGCGGCAUUCCGACUAAAUUUAGAUAUGGGGGCACCUAUGUCGAGAGCCUCAUCUCUCCUUUUCAUGUAGGAGGAAUUGGGAGGAAAUUAUGA
This is a messenger RNA of Rhododendron vialii, 1110 nucleotides long. RefSeq names its product F-box/kelch-repeat protein At3g06240-like. Bases 1 to 1110 code for a protein of 369 amino acids. The record is from RefSeq and is a predicted model, not a curated record. The transcript has a single exon. NCBI's taxonomy places the organism in Eukaryota, Viridiplantae, Streptophyta, Magnoliopsida, Ericales, Ericaceae. Gene Ontology annotation, molecular function: protein binding.